GGCUGGCUAGUUGCUGGAAUGGCAUCUUGUGAGGGUUCGUUUCUUCUUUCUUUAGAUAUAAGUCACCUGCAGCUGGUCAGAGAUGCUUUGAAAAGUGGGAAGUUCUCUGAUGCUGAUUGGUUAAAUUUGGGAUUGAAACUGGGACUUCAAUAUCCUGACCUCAAGAGCAUAAAAAAGGAUAAUGACAGCAACUCUGAGCGCUUGAUGGAAUGUUUGAGCCUGUGGUUAAACUCGAGUUCAGUUCGUACUUGGGAAAUGCUGGCCAGUGCUUUAGAGGAGUUGGAUCGAGCUGCUGCUGAACACAUUCGUAAAAAAUAUUGUGAUCCUGCUAGUCAGAUAUUACAGCAUUAUAGCAGUAGAAUAUCAAGCAUAGUUUUUAGUAUCAGUUCUAUUCAGUUGUUGUACACUGAGGGAUUGAUAAUGGAAGAAUCACAAAAGAGAAUUGAAGGAUGUGGCAGCCGACUCACAAGAGAUAUACUAUUGAAUGAAAUACUUAUCAAUGUGGUUGAGGACAACAGGAAAUUGAUAAAGUUGGGUCACAUUAUAAUGAAAUCAAAAGAGGGAGUCUCUAUUGCUAAUGACAUGAUUAAAGAUUGUAAACAAACUUUUGCUCCUGAAUUGAACUCGCCAGAGCCUAGUCCUAGUGCAUCCAGUGCUUCUGCUACUAAGGAAGUGGAGAAAGUGACAAACCCACUAGGAACAGUCAUUUCAGUUGAAUUAUUGCAAGCUGAACAUCAGUAUUCCUUUGAUAAAAUGAGAGGCAACUUUGGAAUAUUUCGUUUUAAAGUUCUUGAACUAGUUGAUGAAAAAAUCUCAUCACUUAACACUUUUAAAACAUUUCUUCAGCAGUGCUAUCCAGAAUUGGAAUCACAGCUUUCUGUUGCUGAUUCUGUACAAAGUGCAAUGAAUGUUGCCUUGACAAAGUGUAAUAUCAUCAAUAUAGCAGCUGUAGAAGAUAUUACUGAAUUCUAUAAGAUAGACGGAGCUGAAGAGUUAAUCACAGAAUACAAAAAAGUCGUCAAGCAAUUUUGUUCAAAAAUCCCUCUCGAUUCAUUACUCAAUAAAAGGCUAUCCACUAACAGCACCCUCACAUGUGAAACCAUUCGAUUUGUACUAGAUUGGAAACCAGAUGAGCAUUCACUCAAUGAUAUUCGUCUUCUGCUUCAAAAAGCAUUUGCUGACUUGGGGAAGAGAGUCAUUGUUCAAGUUAUAUGUCCUGACAACUCCAUCAUUAUCAUCUGCUAUGCUCCUCAACAUUUAAUGAGUGUACUAAUCUUAAGAGUACAAGAGAACCUUCCUAUUCUAAUAAAACAAUUCAGUUUAAUGGAGCUGACCAUUGGACACUGCAUCUGCUAUAAUAGCAAAAAUCACGAGAGUUUAAAAUUAUGUUUUGAAGGAGAUAAUGAAAUGUUUGAUACUGAAAUACAAGAACUGAUUGUUUUUUACAAAGACAGAAAAGAAUCAAUUGCUGAUCAAGAGAAAAGACUAAAAUACUUGAGGAAUAGACAAAAUUCUGAAAUGAGAUUCAAGUUACUUGAUAUAGGAAAAGUAUUUAAAUCAAAACUACAUGAUCUUGAACAAUUAAUUCUCAGACAUAGAUCAGGACAAAAGGAAUUAUUACUGAGAAAUAGAGAUGAGAUUACAUUAUUAGAAAAAAUAAAUCACAAAUUGAUGAGUCAAAUAAAAAAAGCUGACUCAAGCAGUGUACCAUCAAAGAAGGAUCAGUCUACAUCUCCGCUGUCAAAAGUGCUGCCAAUGGCAAAAGAUAUUCUUAUAGUUCGUUUUGAUUAUCAUAGAAUUGAUGAAACUAGUGGCGGUAAUCUCACAAUUAAAGAAGGAGAAAAACUGGAGACCCAUUACCAUUAUCUCUUAACUGGAGCUUCAACUUUUAAUAUAAAAAUUUUACAAUCUGGUCUUGAAGUUGGAUUUUUCUUUCCUCAUAGUCAUCUUCAGUCUAUGUUAGAGACACUUCAGCUAUAUCAGUUUAUAAUGGUGGAGCAAGAAGUGUCUCUUCCUAUUCUCCAGAAAAUAAAGAAUGGUGCUCAUACUGAUGAUGAGAAAAUAUUUCUUUUUUUAGAGUGUCUUGAUAAUGAUCCUAUUUUGUUAAAUGCACUGAGAUAUGACAAGCAUCAUUAUGAAAAAGGGUUUAAGAACAAUACAGCAGAAUAUAAAGAUUAUUAUGCAUUUUUUCACCAUCCAUCUCCAGAUCAAUGUAGAAACUUCAUUAAAAAAUUUAAUAAGACAAUAUUAUCCAUUCACUGGUUAUGUCCUAUCAGUGCAUUAAUUCUACUGCCAUCACUAAUCCAUCAUAAAUCAACACUGAUAAAUCUUGCCAUAAGUUAUUCACCACUACCUAUUGACUGUAUUAAGUACCUGUGUGAAUUACUGACUGAUAAUGAAGCACUGGAGCAUCUAGCUAUUGCUAAUCAUUCCAUUAGUGAUAAAGGAGUUAUUAGUAUCUGUCAAGCUCUUCAACAUAACACUACACUCAAUUCAUUAGAUUUACAUGGUAAUCCACUCAUCACUUCUGCUAGUGCACCAGCUCUUGUACAUCUCAUCUGCACUACCUCAACACUGUCUGUAAUGUAUCUAGAUGGAACACAAUUGUCAUUGGAAUCACUGGAGCUCAUUUUCCAGUCACUACAAGUUAAUAAGAGUAUGAGGACACUUGAAAUAGACAAAAAACACAAAGGAUACUGUACUAAAAAUUAUAAUUAUCUUCUACCAGUGCUGAAAUUUUAUUAGCCUGUUAAUUUCAAAUUUUUUGAAACAGUUAAAAUGUGUAAUAUAGACUUAUGAUUUGUAA
Molecule: messenger RNA, 2806 nt
Organism: Amphimedon queenslandica
Lineage: Eukaryota; Metazoa; Porifera; Demospongiae; Haplosclerida; Niphatidae
Exons: 11
Coding region: 19-2745 (908 amino acids)
Biological process (GO): signal transduction
Molecular function (GO): protein binding
Source: RefSeq, a predicted model, not a curated record